Messenger RNA from Alligator sinensis (Chinese alligator), 723 nucleotides. Its product is annotated as immunoglobulin kappa light chain-like. The record is from RefSeq and is a predicted model, not a curated record. Gene Ontology annotation, biological process: immunoglobulin production; immune response. Lineage: Eukaryota; Metazoa; Chordata; Crocodylia; Alligatoridae. The coding region runs from base 25 to 723 and encodes 232 amino acids. The transcript is spliced from 3 exons.
GUCAGCUAGUGCAGAAGUAGCAAGAUGAUGUGGCAGGUGCAGCUCCUCUGGUUCAUCGUACUCUGGAUUCAGGGCUCCAGCGGGGACAUUGUUGUGACUCAGACUCCAGAGUCCCUGGCAGUGUCCCCAGGAGACACCGUCACCAUCAAGUGCAAAACCAGCUCUAGUGUUAGCAGCUACAUGGCCUUGUACCAGCAGAAACCAGGGCAGGCUCCUAAGCUCCUUCUCUACAGCACAAACAGCCGCCCCUCCGGGAUCCCCGACCGGUUCAGUGGCAGUGGGUCUGGCACCGACUUUACAUUCACCAUCAGCCGGGUGGAAGCUGGUGAUGCUGGAGAUUAUUACUGUCAGCAGCAUCAGAGCUACCCUCUCACAGUGCUACAGCCCAGUACAAAAACCUCCCUGCUCUUUUCAGGCUCCAGUGGGGACAUACUGCUGAUGCAGAUGCCAGAGUCCCUGGCAGUGUCUCCAGGAGAAACGAUCACCAUCAUCUGCAAAGCCAUUACAUCUAGUGGCAGCUACAUACACUGGUACCAACAGAAAAAAGGGCAACCUCCUACACUCCUUAUCUCUGGCACAAACUCCCGUGUCUUGGGGAUUCCAGACCAGUUCAGCAGCAGUAAAUCAGACAGCAACUACACUCUCACAAUCAGCCGGGUUGAAGCAGAUGAUGCUGGAGAUUACUAUUGUCAGCAGACGGGCAGCUUACCUUUCCCACAGUGA